Telopea speciosissima is the source of this 1308-nucleotide messenger RNA. Its product is annotated as protein RICE SALT SENSITIVE 3-like. The record is from RefSeq and is a predicted model, not a curated record. Bases 74 to 1234 code for a protein of 386 amino acids. The transcript is spliced from 8 exons. Lineage: Eukaryota; Viridiplantae; Streptophyta; Magnoliopsida; Proteales; Proteaceae.
UUGAGAGAGAGAGAGAGAGAGAGAGAGAGAGAGAGAGAGAGAGAAAGAGAGGAAGUCUUAAUCUGAAAGGUUGAUGGAGCAACAGCUGAACCCAUUAGCUGUUACACAUCUUCUUCAACAAACUUUGAGAAGCUUGUGUAUUCAUGAAAACUCUCAAUGGGUUUAUGCUGUUUUCUGGAGGAUCUUGCCUAGAAAUUACCCACCACCAAAAUGGGAUUUGCCAGGAGGAGCCUAUGAUAGAUCAAGAGGAAACAGGAGGAACUGGAUACUAGUAUGGGAAGAUGGGUUCUGCAAUUUUGCAGCUUCAAUGGCCGAGAUUGAUUCUGGUGAUUUGCCAAGCUCAUCAGUAUAUGGGAAUAACUAUGAAUUCCAACACCUCAAAGGCCUGCAACCUGAGCUUUUCUUUAAGAUGUCUCAUGAAAUCUACAACUAUGGAGAAGGUUUGAUUGGAAAAGUGGCUGCAGAUCACAGCCAUAAGUGGGUAUUCAAGGAACCAAGUGAUCAAGAAACAAACUUCUUGUCUGCAUGGCAUAACCAAGGAGACUCAUAUCCAAGGACGUGGGAAGCUCAAUUCCAGUGUGGCAUUAAGACCAUUGCUUUGAUUGCAGUCAGAGAAGGUGUAGUUCAAUUAGGAGCACUUCACAAGGUGAUGGAAGACCUGAACUAUGUUGUUCUACUGCGAAAGAAGUUCAGUUAUCUUGAGAGCAUUCCUGGUGUCCUCCUACCACAUCCAUCAUCUUCAGCAUUCCCCUUCAAGGUAGAAGGAUGUAGUUCAGCAGAAACUUGGCCCGCCAAUGUGGCACUAGCUUCACCAGCAAUGACUACAACAGAAUUUUACAAUCAGUAUGGUCAGCCAAUAAAGAUCACUCCAUCCAUGAGCAGUCUUGAAGCACUUCUAUCAAAGCUCCCAUCUGUAGUACCUUCACCAUCCCUAUCCUCCUCUGGAUACUGUGAAUCAACACCGCAGCAGCUUCUAUCAUUACAUCAACCGUCAUCCUCGUCCCGAUACUGUGAAUCAGCUCCUCUACAACUUCUAUCCUCACAACAGCCAUUGGAAUUGAUGGGAACACAGAAGGUGGCCAAGGAAGAGAUCGACGAGGAAUGUGGACAAGGGAGAGAGAUAAGCGAGAGUAGCUGUUCAAUGUCAUCAUAUUAUCACCAUUAUUCUCGUCAUAAUUGUUAUAAUCAGCAACAACAUUACCAUCACGAUCAACAACCCAACAAGGAACUCUAAAUGAUUCCUGGAUUGCAUAAACAAGUUGCCCAUCCAUGUCUAACCUGUGGUUCUAAUUUUAGCCUCAUAGUUUU